AUGGAGACUCCCGACGUCGACGUGCCUAGCCCAUCGUCGGCUACGCUGACGUGGCAGGACUUCCUCGAGCGCAUGCGCCACCCCUCCGCCGCCGACUUCGUCAAAGCCAUCAAAAGUUUUAUAGUGUCAUUUUCGAACAAUGUCCCGGAUGCAGAAAGGGACAGCGUGGCCGUGCAGCAAUUUUUUGCCAAUAUGGAAGCAGCAUUCAGGGCCCACCGCCUGUGGUCCGGAUAUUCAGAGGCAGAUCUUGAAAGUGCAGGCGAAGGCCUAGAAAAAUAUGUAAUGGCAAAAUUAUUCACACGCGUGUUUGCUUCGAGUCCAGAAGACAUCAGAGCUGAUGAGCAGCUUAAUGAGAAGAUAUCUUUACUUCAACAAUUUAUUCGGCCGGAGAAUUUGGACAUCAAGACGACGUUUCAAGAUGAGAAUUCUUGGGUGCUCGCUCAGCAAGAACUGCAAAAGAUUGGCAUGUACAAGGCACCAAGAGAUAAACUAGUUUGUAUUCUCAAAUGCUGCAAGGUGAUCAGUAACCUAUUGAUCAAUGCCUCCCGUGCAUCUAAUCAGGAUCAUCCAGGAGCUGACGAUUUCCUCCCAGUUCUCAUUUACGUGACUAUAAAGGCAAACCCAGCCCAACUACAUUCCAACUUAGCAUACAUACAAAGAUUUAGGCGGCAAACUCACAUGGUAGCUGAGGCAGCUUACUUCUUCACGAACAUGCUUUCCGUAGUCUCGUUUAUUAUGAAUAUUGAUGCUAAGGCCCUUUCGAUGGACGAAACUGAAUUUCAGAAGAACGUGGAAUCUGCACGAGCACAUCUUUCAGAAUCAUCCGAAAUUAAAUCACUAAAAACUGAUGAAAGAUACAAGAAAGAUCAAUCAUCACUACUCGAGGAAAGUGAGGCAACGCGUGUUUUACGGGAUUUUCCAUUUCUGUACUCCCGAGCUGGUGAUUUGACAGUUGGCGAUGUGGAGGAUUUGCUAAUUAGUUAUAAGCAGUUAGUGUUCAAGUACGUUUGUCUCGCAAAAGGAUUAGGUCUGGAAAUUCAAACCCGAAACCCACAAAUCCCAAGAGAAGAUCGUUCAGAAGACGGUGCUGUGGAAAAUCGUGUUAGCAGAAUAUCUCACGAUGAAGCUGAAGAAAAAUCCGGCUUUCGGGAUCGUAAGUAG
Molecule: messenger RNA, 1161 nt
Organism: Striga hermonthica
Lineage: Eukaryota; Viridiplantae; Streptophyta; Magnoliopsida; Lamiales; Orobanchaceae
Source: the annotation of a GenBank genome assembly